AUGGCCUCCUCCCCUGACCACAACCACACCUUGAACGGCAAUUCCAACACCCACGCCUCCAAAAAGCCCAAACUCUCCUUCAUCACCCCCUCCGAAUUCUCCCACCACGACCCCACCGUCGCUCGAAUCAACAACGGCAGCUUCGGGUCCUGCCCCGACUCCGUCCUCCAGGCCCAGCGCCGCUGGCAGCUCAAGUACCUCUCCCAGCCCGAUCACUUCUACUUCAACCACCUCCAAGCCGGCAUCCUCCACUCCCGCACCCUCAUCAAGGACCUCAUCAACGCCGACCACGUCGACGAGGUCUCCAUCAUCGACAACGCCACCACCGCCGUCGCCAUCGUCCUCCAGCAAGCCGCCUGGGGCUUCUCCGAGAGCAAGUUCAAGCAGGGCGACGCCGUCAUCAUGCUCCACUACGCCUACGGCGCCGUCAAGAAGUCGAUUGAGGCCUACAUCACUCGCGCCGGCGGGCACGUCAUUGAGGUACCCUUGCCAUUUCCUUUGAAUUCCAACGAUGAGAUUGUAACCGAGUUUAAGAAGGCUUUGGAGAAGGGGAAGGCUAAUGGUAGGAGGGUUAGGUUAGCUGUGAUUGAUCAUAUUACUUCAAUGCCGUGUGUGGUUAUACCUGUUAAGGAGUUGGUUAAGAUUUGUAGGGAGGAGGGAGUUGAUCAGGUUUUAGUCGAUGCGGCACACAGCAUUGGGUGCACUAAGGUUGAUAUGAAGGAGAUUGGGGCUGAUUAUUAUACUAGUAAUUUGCACAAGUGGUUCUUUUGCCCGCCGUCGAUUGCGUUUUUGUAUUGUAGGAAGUCGCCCAAGGGUGUGGAAUUGCACCACCCGGUGGUUUCCCAUGAGUAUGGGAAUGGAUUGGCUAUUGAAAGUGCUUGGAUUGGGACUAGGGAUUACAGCCCUCAGUUGGUUGUAAGUGUCAUUUCUAUAUUGUAA
Rosa chinensis is the source of this 939-nucleotide messenger RNA. Its product is annotated as probable L-cysteine desulfhydrase, chloroplastic. The coding region runs from base 1 to 939 and encodes 312 amino acids. The record is from RefSeq and is a predicted model, not a curated record. The transcript has a single exon. Lineage: Eukaryota; Viridiplantae; Streptophyta; Magnoliopsida; Rosales; Rosaceae.